Molecule: messenger RNA, 1186 nt
Organism: Paramecium pentaurelia
Lineage: Eukaryota; Ciliophora; Oligohymenophorea; Peniculida; Parameciidae
Source: the annotation of a GenBank genome assembly
AUGGCCCAAUUGACUCGUAUUAGUUCAAGUUUGAAAAUGGGAAUUGUGGGUAUGGCUAACGUUGGUAAGGUAAUAUAAUUCAAUUCUAUGAAGAGUUCAACAUUCAACAUGCUAAGUAAAUAAUCUGUGCCAGCAGAAAACUUCCCAUUUUGUACCAUUGAUCCAAAUUAAGCAGUAGUCAAGGUUCCUGAUCCUAGAUUUGAUUAUCUAUGUUAGAUUUUUAAACCAAAGUCAUCAAUCUUCUCUACUUUAAGUAUUAUUGAUAUAGCAGGGUAAUAAUAAGUACAACAUUAGUUUAGUGAAAGGAGCAUCUGAAGGAUAUGGUUUAGGAAAUGAAUUUUUAGCUCAUAUUUAAGCUGUGGAUGGAUUAUAUUAGGUAGUAAGAGCCUUUGAGAAAGAGAAAAUUGUACAUACUGAAGGUACCAUGGAUCCAAUAAGAGAUUUAUAAAUUAUAUCUGAAGAAUUAAUGGCUAAGGAUUAUUAAUUUGUUUCAAAGAGAGUGGAUGAAUUUGGCAAAAAAAUUAAAAAGUAUGAAGCUAAUAAAAAUGUUUCAGUUGAAGCUAGAGAAAUGGUAGAAUAAUAUAAAGUUUUAUAAAAAUGUGAUGAACUCUUAAAAAAGAAAUAAUGGGUUCGAUAUCAAAAAUGGACAGAUUAAGAAUAAAUAUAGUUAAGGAAAAUUUAAUUAUUAACAGCAAAGCCAUCUAUCUAUUUAAUUAAUUUAUCAAAAGAAGAUCAUGAUGCUUAUGUAGCAAAGAAAUAAAAUAAGUAUGCAAAACCUAUUGAAUAAUGGGUAUCCAAAAAUAGUCCAGAUAGUAAAAUUGUCUAUUAUUCUGUUGAAAAUCAAGAUUAAUAAUAAUUAUUAGAUCAAAUUAUUAUUGCUGGAUAUGAUUUAUUAGGUUUAAUUAGAUUUUUUACUGUUGGUUCAGAUGAAGUUAGAAGUUGGACUGUAAAGAAAAAUAUUAAAGCACCUUAAGCAGCUGCUGUCAUUCAUUCAGAUUUUGAAAAAGUAUUAUAUUUUAUUAAAAUAGGGAUUUGUUAAUGCUGAAGUCAUGUCUUUCGAAAAAUUUAAGAAACUUGGAGAUAAUGCUUUAGAUGUCUAUGAAAAGAAGUUUUCAAAAGAAGGUAAGGAUUACAUUGUGAAAGAUGGUGAUAUUAUGCACUUUAAAACUAAAUCAUUUAAAUGAGU